This is a messenger RNA of Aureobasidium subglaciale EXF-2481, 525 nucleotides long. RefSeq lists its product as uncharacterized. The transcript has a single exon. The coding region runs from base 1 to 525 and encodes 174 amino acids. Lineage: Eukaryota; Fungi; Ascomycota; Dothideomycetes; Dothideales; Saccotheciaceae. The record is from RefSeq and is a predicted model, not a curated record.
AUGCCGAGAUCCAUCACAACCUUGUCGGGAACCAAAGAGUACGUAACAAACGGAGUCGCAACUGCAAUCAACGACCGUUCGAUUGAAAGCUCCCUUGGCUACCCAAUUCGACUACCAGUCCCAGCGGUGCGGCAGCUAAUCAGUAGAGUGACGCCCUCGAUUGUCAACUCAUCGCCUUGGGUCGUAAAGGAUCCUUCUGCAACAACCUUCCACCAGUUACACACAGCAUCUCCGAUCGAUCAAGCUCCAAGAGGUCAAGUCUUACUCGUUCAGGCCCCGAUACAGCAGACUCUAGUUGAUCGAGCCCCAGUCGACCAAGUUCCCGAUGACCACACUCCGGAUGAUCACGCUCCAGCAGAUUCCACGCCAAUAGACCACUCUCCAGCAGAACAAGUUACGCCCUAUCGUACCCUGGUGGUCCAUGCUCGAGCAGGCCACACUCUAGUCAUCCACCUUCUGGCAGGCCAUACUCUAAGCAUCGAAUGCGUUCGCAUAUCAGAGCUACCAAUCAAGCCAGCAUCCUAA